AUGGCAUUCAACAAAGUCUCACAAUUUACCAUCUUUCGCGGCCCUGGAAAGCCAACCGCUUUUACAUGGUCCCCCUUCGUCAUUAAACUCGAAGCUCGUCUUCGCUUCGCCGGUGUGUCCUACAGGGUAGCCGAAGGAUCACCAAAAACUGCACCGCGAGGAAAGAUUCCUUAUGUUGAGGUUGAGGGAGAGAGUUUAAGCGAUUCGACGUUUAUCAUUAAGCGCUUUAUCGACGAGUGUCUUAUUCCUGAUCUCAAUGCAAGCUUGACGCCUGUUCAAAAAGCACAAGAUCUUGCAUUUAGAGCUCUUAUGGAAGAAAAGGUUUACUUUUAUGGUACACGUGAGAAAUGGUGCGAUAAUUAUUACACCAUGCGCUCCAACAUUUUUGCUUCCAUGCCUUGGCCUCUGCAAGUUGUCAUAGGAUAUCUCGCUGCUCGAGCCAACGCGAGAACUGCGUAUGGACAAGGAACGGGUCGUUUGACGGACGAUGAAGUCACAGGGUUGAGAGAGGAAGUCUGGGAGAGUGUUGAAGCUUUAUUAGCGGAGGCGAGGAUGCGACACAGUGGAGAUGGGCCGUUUUGGGCUCUUGGCGGUGAUGAACCUACAGAGGUUGAUGCGACAAUCUUUGGGUUUAUUGCUUCGUCGUUAAUUUGUGAAGCAGCUCCGACUUCUGCGGCUAUCAUGAGGAAGCAUUCGAGUUUGAUGGAGUAUGCGGGGACGAUUCAUGAGAGGUAUUUUCCUGACUAUGAGCGAUGGGAGUGA
Molecule: messenger RNA, 762 nt
Organism: Fusarium redolens
Lineage: Eukaryota; Fungi; Ascomycota; Sordariomycetes; Hypocreales; Nectriaceae
Exons: 2
Coding region: 1-762 (253 amino acids)
Source: RefSeq, a predicted model, not a curated record